Molecule: messenger RNA, 444 nt
Organism: Macrobrachium nipponense
Lineage: Eukaryota; Metazoa; Arthropoda; Malacostraca; Decapoda; Palaemonidae
Product: glycine, glutamate and proline-rich protein-like
Exons: 3
Coding region: 1-444 (147 amino acids)
Source: RefSeq, a predicted model, not a curated record
AUGGCGGAGGAGGAGGAGGAGGAAGAGGAUGAGGAGGAGGAGAGGAAAAUGAGAGGGUAUAAAGUGAGGGAAGGAGCAGGUUCGAGGGGAAAGGAAGGUGGGGAGAAGGUAAGGGGAGGGGGUGAGAGAGGAUGGGAAGGAGAGGAAGGGGGACUGGGGAGGAAGUGGAGGGAUGAGGAGGAGGAGGAGGAGGGUCAGGUGCUCCUCCGUCUGUCGGUUUGUCUCCCUCCAGAUCAUCAACGGAAGUUAGUCUCCUCAAACUUUGGUUCACCUGAAAUUCACCUCUUCUUUAGCGCUUCCUCCUUUUCUCCGUCUCCAGAAUUCACUUCUCCUUCCUCCUCCUCCUCCUCCUCCUCCUCUUCCUCUUCCAUUCCCACAAGGGGAUACGACCCCCUCCUCCACCCGACUACUCCACCCCCACCCCCAUUCCCCCAAAGGAGAUAG